Vespula pensylvanica (western yellowjacket) is the source of this 3034-nucleotide messenger RNA. RefSeq lists its product as uncharacterized. The record is from RefSeq and is a predicted model, not a curated record. The coding region runs from base 2174 to 2668 and encodes 164 amino acids. Lineage: Eukaryota; Metazoa; Arthropoda; Insecta; Hymenoptera; Vespidae. The transcript has 4 exons.
GAGAGAGAGAGAGAGAGAGAGGGAGAGAGGAGCCUUUGAUAAGAAAAAGAUUAAGAAAAAUAAGCCCUUAUUGAAGUCGAGAAAGUAGUAUAUAUGAAUGGAACGUGUUACAUCUCGACGAACCUUAUUGUAUAUUUACUUCUCGCCUCGACACGUAAACAUACAUACAUACAUACAUUUAACGGAUACAUCGCGUAUGUACAUAUUACAUAUAAAGAAGGUAAUGUAAUUUGUACGCAGAAUAAUUAUCAUUGCCUUGUUAUUAUUAAUCGCAUUGAAAUUUACAAAGAUGAAAGGUUCUAAGUGUCAAAGAGAUGUCUAAAGUAUUGAGAACACAGAGCGUCUUACCAAAGUUACUAAAAUUAAAAUGUAGAGAAAGCGUGACAGAGAGAAAGAGAGCAAGAGAGGGGGGGAGAGAGAGAGAGAGAGAGAAUGAAAGGAAGAAAGAAAGAGCGAACGUGGUCACAUUUCCGAAUCUUUCUAAAUAAACAAAUUUAAUAAUGUAAAUAUAUAUAAGUAACGAGCGAAAAUGAUAUUUUCUUUGUAUUUCGAUACUUAGCACCUUUCGCACUUUGCCUUCCUGAAAUUGCUUGAAGUAAAUAAAACAUCUCCGUUUCGUACUGUAUGCAAUACCUAUAUACAUACAUACAUAUGUAAUCUUGAAUUUGUAUGUACAUAUAUAAGUGCGCGAUCCCAAUUGGGUAACACGUAAGCUAAAGGAACGAGACCGUAAACAUCCUAUCGUAACGUUCCAUCGUUUAGGAAACUAUUCAUUGCUCGUAAAUGAAAGGUCAACGGAAUCCUUGAUGACGAUUCGACAAAUGUGCUCUACGCAAUUCUUGGAAAAAUAACGUCAGGGUUGAAAAGAUAAAAUUCAUUCUUAACUUGCGAGCGACGCUAACAAGAAGGCAGCUGAAACAUAUUUUUCAAAACCGUCGUGAAAUUGUAUGGGACGUGUACUCGGCUUAUUUGACGCACGUUAUACGAAUCUAUACACCCACACGUACACACACGCGCGCGCGCGCACACACAUACAAGUACAUUUUCUGCACAUUAUUUCUCAUCCGAUCGUGUGUAUUCAGCUUUAUCUAGUCUUUAAAGGUGUGCAUGGAAUUUUUAAUCGUUCGCGGAGCCCCUGUAAAUUCGCAGAAGAGAUUUUUUUUUUGUCGUCGUUUUAUCGAAUGCGAUUUGCCAUCGUCUUAUCGUGGCAUUCAAAUUUGACAUUUUAUCAAGAACUAAUCAAACGUUAACUGUACGAUCGCACGAAAUUGUUCCAAUUAUCGAAAAUUAUUGAAAAUUAUGAGACAACGUUUUUCGUUUCGAUUCGUUCGAAUUUAUUGAAAUGUAUUGAAAAGACUGGCAAAUGGUAUUUCUUCGAGGCAAAGAUCGAGAAGACGUAGAAAAGGAGGAGAAAAGGAAGAGAGAAGAAUGUCACUUAUUUUAGACGGAGAGACCGAACGAUCGCAAUAUAAUUCGUGUUUCUUCGUAUAAACGAAUGAAAGAUUAGACGAAAAUUUGAAAUUAUUAAUCGUAUUAAUUUUUUGUUAGAGAGAGAGAGAGAGACGUUAUGACGCGUAUAGAGACACGUAGGGACAAGAGAGCGAGCGUGUGUCUAAAUAAUUGAAUGAAUGGAACGAGACAUAUAUUGUAUUAUAUUAAAUGAAACAGAUAUUGUUUAAAUAAAAUUGAUAUACAUAACGGUUAGCAUCUUGUCAAUCUUUUCAGGUUCUUCCGCUAACGCGUAGAUCACUGUCGCAACGCAACGAUUUUAUUUUCCGAAAGCGAGAAAGAUGCGUAAAAAGUAGUUACGCGACAAGAAAAUUUAUCAAAUUUCCUUCUUUCUACUGUCCAUUAAUAUUCGUAAUUAGAUAAUUCGUCAAAACGUCUUACCAUCGACUUUUUCUAGAUACGUAAAGUUCGUUUGAACUAACGCCGAUUGCCGCGAAAAUUUAUGGCCAAUCGGAAAGCACCUUUUUUCGAGUCGAGAACGAGAACUUUUAAAAAUCAAGCCAUCAACGGCAGUCACCUUGUUUGUUUCCCGAACUUUGUUCCUCGUCGACGUUAACUUUCGCCCGCUUUUUUCAAUCUUUUCUUUUUUUUUUUGCUAUCGUAUGUUAACAGUCGAUAAAAGGAAAGAGAUCGAAAUAAUAGUGUAAUAACGAAAGACGCGUCGAUGUCUAACGAAAGUAACCUUACUUGGCGCGUUAACGGCCAAGAUGAGCGCGGAUUCCAUUCGAACGAGCACCACCAGCCGAAUUCAACCGACGUAGAAAUGUUCCCUUUAAAUUCUACACUCGAGAGCAACUCGAGGGCAACUAAAGAGGAGAGGCAACAAGCUUCGCCCAGAACAAGUUUCUUCUCUCGUCUUCUUCCUUGUCAGCGAAAGAUUGCGAAUGGCGGUAAAAUGCAGCGCGCAACCGGAAUAAAAGGGAAUCUGCGAUUGGCAUCGCUGUCUGAGAAUUGGAAGAGAGAGAACGCUCGAAGGAAUCGAGCGACGAUCGAGGACGUCGGAAUUAAAAAUGGAAGUGAUCUUUGGAUCGAGAGGAACGAUCGAGAGUUUGCGAUAGAGGGUCGACGAGCUUGCACACGAGCUGGAAAUGCGCUUCGUACAUUUCGAGAGGAUCUCCUAGGAGGGAAGAGAGACCGAGUGGAGGAUCGGUCGAAAUAAUGCGAGCGAAGCGCAUCAGAAAGGAAAUCCGCUUCAGAUUGCUCAGGUACCGAGAAGAGUGCGUCGAGUGUCGAAAGAACUCCUGUCCCAUCAACGGGAGACGCCUGGAGGAGAGGGAAGAAGGGACGAACGAGGAAGAGGAAGAAGAGAGACUGAAAAAGGAAAAAAAACAUAUAUACCUACGCUUCUUUUUUUCUCCUUUUUUUGUUUCUUUUUCCUUUUCUUUUUACUUUCUCAACUGGCUGUGAUUUUGACUCAUAGAAAUCGUCUAGCCGUGAACGUGUUCCACGCGUAGAACCUCUUUUUCAAAGGCUGAUUAAAAAAAGAGAAAAAAGAAAAAAAAGGAGAGAGAGAGAGAGAGAGAGA